UAUUCAUAUGGAUAAGUAACCAACGCCUCCAAAACAAAAUCCCACAGACAAAUCGAGAAAACACAACAAUGGCAACUCUUUCAAUUAAUCUCCAACAAAGGGCUUUCUCUUUUCGGAAUUCUUCAACUCAGCACAAAAUCGUUCAUCAUCCAACUCAAAUACGAUGCUCUUCUACAAACGACGCUUCUGAAUCUGUAGAAAGUUCAUCCCAAUUUAAGGAAAUUAGGAAUGUAGCAUGUGGAUUCCUCGCUGUUUGGGCUGUCGCCACUGUUUCGCCUGUGAUCGCUGCAUCUCAGAGGCUGCCCCCUUUGUCGAACGAUCCGAACAGGUGCGAACGCGCGUUCGUCGGCAACACAAUCGGCCAAGCAAACGGGGUUUACGAUAAGCCACUGGAUCUCCGAUUCUGCGAUUACACGAACGAGAAGUCGAACCUCAAGGGCAAGUCUCUAGCUGCUGCAUUAAUGUCCGAUGCCAAGUUCGAUGGAGCGGACAUGACUGAAGUGAUCAUGUCCAAGGCUUAUGCCGUCGGAGCAAGUUUCAAGGGGACGGACUUUACGAAUGCUGUUAUAGACAGGGUGAAUUUUGGGAAGGCGAAUCUGGAGGGAGCUGUGUUUAGGAAUACGGUUCUAUCGGGGUACGACUUUCGAAGAGGCUCAACUCAAAGAUGUGGAUUUGAAGAUACGAUAUGGUCUACCGGACACCACGCGACGGCGGGGCUCUUCCAGCCGCUGGACCCUACCUCCGGCUGA
Molecule: messenger RNA, 749 nt
Organism: Erythranthe guttata (spotted monkey flower)
Lineage: Eukaryota; Viridiplantae; Streptophyta; Magnoliopsida; Lamiales; Phrymaceae
Product: Tetratricopeptide repeat (TPR)-like superfamily protein
Source: RefSeq, a predicted model, not a curated record